AUGGAGGAUGCACCCCAAGUCCAAGUCUCUGCGGACAUACCUGACGCGCAGGAUGCAGCUGCCGAUAUUUCCAACGAGAUCAAGAUAGGAGGCACUCCGGAGACAACGAACCCUCAGCCGGAACAGCCCGAGACGAGUGGACAGACCGAAACACCAGUGAAGAAGAGCGUGGGCUUCAACUUCCUCGACUUUCUGACCUCUCCAAUUAUCGAAAUCAUUGUUGGAAAGGGUGACGAGGAGACUGUUCUGACCGCACACCAAACCCUGCUGUUGGACUCUCCAUUUCUAUCCGAGUUCGUAGAGAAGUUCGACACAUCAGGCCCCCGCCGCAUUCACCUCCCGGACGAGGACGUUGAGGCCUUUGGAUGCUUCCUGCAGUUCAAAUACACUCGCGACUACACCGUGACACCCCCUGAGACUCCCUCUGCAUCCCAAGAACCCGAGGGCGGGAUCGACAACAGCGGCGAGGAAUUGCUCCGACAUGCGCGGGUCUACACACUAGCGGAAAAGCUGGGCGUACCAGCACUGAAGAGCCUGGCGCACACCAAGAUCCACCGCGUGAAUGGCACUCCCAACGGCGAGCUGGCCUACGCUCGAUAUGUCUACACACAUACCUCGCAAGAUGACACCACCAUUCGGAAGCCGGUCGCCUCAUACUGGGCCUCUCGCGGCCAUAUUUUACGGCAUGAUGUUCAAGAGGAUUGGGAUCAGAUGUGCCGGGAAGUGCCCGAGUUCACCUUUGAUGUGGUAACGCUCCUGAUGGACCGCAAGGAGAAGACCGGUCAGACUGAGACCGAGUCAACCCCACGCGGACGGAAACGCCUGCGGGCAAGUGAAAAGUGA
Penicillium canariense is the source of this 843-nucleotide messenger RNA. RefSeq lists its product as uncharacterized. The coding region runs from base 1 to 843 and encodes 280 amino acids. Lineage: Eukaryota; Fungi; Ascomycota; Eurotiomycetes; Eurotiales; Aspergillaceae. The transcript is spliced from 3 exons. The record is from RefSeq and is a predicted model, not a curated record.